Portunus trituberculatus (swimming crab) is the source of this 1296-nucleotide messenger RNA. RefSeq lists its product as uncharacterized. The coding region runs from base 439 to 1008 and encodes 189 amino acids. The transcript has 4 exons. Lineage: Eukaryota; Metazoa; Arthropoda; Malacostraca; Decapoda; Portunidae. The record is from RefSeq and is a predicted model, not a curated record.
UUUGUUGUUUGUGUUUUUUUUUUUCUUAUUAUUAUUUUCCCUACAGGCGCUGCCGAUACAAAGGCCUGACUCAGAAGAAAUUCUGCGUCACCUGUAGCAUUAAGAUCAAGAUCAAGAUCAAGACUUAAACUUUGUGCCCAGUUACUCACUUGUCUAAUUUAGCAGAAGCCAGAAGUGCCAAUUGUGUUUCCAUAAGAUAAUGUUGACAGUCGUUACAGCCGUUACCCUGUGGCCGUCAGACCCUUUUACAGUGACUGGCAGUGGAAAUGAUUUGCAAAAUAUAGCAGUGAAUAUCCAGUGACAUCCAAUCCUACGUCCCACUGUUCAGAAAGCCCUUGGCAGAGUUAUGCAGGCUUCAUAAGGAUAAGUGAGCAUGAGUUGAAUCUUGUUUCGUGAGGAGCAGCAGCAGUGCCACUGUGAAUUGGCAAGUACAAGACAAUGUGGUGGGUGCAGCAGGCACUAGUGUGGCUGGCCCUUGGAGCUGCCUUCACUGCUGCCCUCAACUACUUUCUUAUGUCCAGAAAUCCAUCUCCAGCAACUAUUCUCUUGCACCCGAAGUCUCCAUCAUCAUCUGCCUUGGAAAAUCAUUCCCUCCACCAACAAGUUUACCUUAGGGGUGAAGUAUAUGCUUUAAGAAACAGUGUGUAUCACAAAUUGAAUCAGAAGAACCGGACAGGAAUCACAAAUGCAAUCCACACACUGUAUGACCACCUGCCUGGGGUGAAGAUUCAAUACAAGACUCCCUCACCCCACCUUCCCAGCCUCAUCCACACCCUUGGGCAGGACAUCAUCACUAGGGGAAUCAUUACUGACCCAUGGGACUUAGCAAAGAAGUGGGCAAAUCCCAGGUCGCUGGUUCCAGGUUCUGCUCAUGGGCUUGGAGAUGUAUUAGGAGCUCUGGCAACUGCCCCCAUUGUAUUUGCUGACGUUGGCUACAAGGGCAGUCAACUUAAGAUCUCUCUACUUCUCAAGGGUGGCCAGAAAGCAGUGUUGAAGCCAAUAAGGUGAGUUCUAAAACAAUAUGAUGCUGUUGACUAACAAUAAAUGCGUAUCUUUUCCCUAUAAACUACAUUCUAUUUCAUUCAUUCAAUUCUUGUCUAUAGAUAAAUUUAUUUCAUACAUUUGUAGUACAAAAGACCCUCAGAACUCAAACACAGUCCAUUCCAGAAAGUUGUUUGAGGAUGAAAUUGGUCAAUAUCCAAAAUUGUUUUCUCUGUAGGAAAUAAUGUAAAUAAUUAUAAUCUGUUUUAAGAGCUCAGAUACUUACCUGAGUUAAUAAAAAUUGAACUAAAUUGA